This is a messenger RNA of Marchantia polymorpha subsp. ruderalis, 3780 nucleotides long. The record is from the annotation of a GenBank genome assembly. NCBI's taxonomy places the organism in Eukaryota, Viridiplantae, Streptophyta, Marchantiopsida, Marchantiales, Marchantiaceae.
GCCUGCCUCGGACCCUCGUUCCUAACCCGAGAUCAUCCAUCUAACGAUCCCCCCCUUCCGUGCUCCACGCCCAGCUGCUGGCUGCUCAUCCAAAGUCUACCGCAGCACACCUCGUAGUUGCUGCCACAUUUCAUCGAGCAUCGACCACAGCAAAUGACACUGACUGGACCGACCGACCCUGGCCUGGAUCAGCUCUCAGUCUCCUCCCCACUUGUCUAAUUCACGUCGAGUUCCCGGAAGAUAGGAGCAGGUGAUUUUAGUUGGUCUGCUCUCCCCUCGCCCUCUGAAUCGCCUUUUCAGGGGGACGAGGUUUCGGGUGCUAAACGGGCUUUUCGUCAGUUUUGCCCCUUCCUUGCUGGAGGAUUAUCGCGUGGGGAGACAGUUCAUUGGUUCCGUGGAUUCUGAACUGAAUUUCGCGGCUGUUCCGUCUUCUGUCGUGGAGAGUGGGCGAAGGUCGAGAGAGAGAGACAAGAGGCAGAGACAAACGAGAGCGUCAAUUGCGGGCUGUUUGCUGUAAGUGAGUCUCGGUGCGUCUGGUUUGGCUGCAUGCAUACGCGGGGCCAUGUCGUAAACUCGGUCGAACUCUCGAAGCCUCCCUGACAAGGAUUUUGCAGAGGAGAAAGGCUCUUUGAGAAUUUUGCGGCGUCUGGACGAGACACUUGUUCUUUGCAAAGAUUGCAGAGCCUUUGCAAGGUCAGUCAGCAGUUUUUCGGCAGGCAGUUCAAGGGACGUGCUCGGUUGCCACUGGUGCUCCACCUUGGCGGUGUCCGGGAUCACAGCAGAUUUGGAUCGUGACAGUAUAAUCGAUCGUGGCGAUUUUUUGGUCAAUGCAGUCUGCUGUCAGAGUGUCUAAAGCUGAACUGAUUGCAGGGACGUCAAGUGGCAAUUAAAGUAAACCCCGUCGGAAUCGAUUUUCAGACAGCGAGGAGCUUUGACUGUGAUUCGAUUGGCAGGUUUUGGGUAGCGCUAGAAGAAAUUUGGGUUGCUCUCAUCAUGUACACUCGGUUGAGAAAGGACGAGGAAGUUAUUUGACGAAGCCGAGAGGAUUUGGUAGAUUCGCAGCUGCAGAGCGUACUGUGAACUCAGAGGUUUAGGACGACAGGUGCUGGUGAAUUACGCACACGCAUAUUAUCAUAUUGAUCGGGUGAUUAGAGGUCCUGCUCUGACAAGUUGAAGCUUCAAAUAUUCCGAUCUGUAAGGGUUCAGUGCGACGGGGCGGAAUCUGGAGGUUUUAAGUGGAAUUACAGGCAGUACUGGAAGGGGAACGCACUUGGAGAAAAGCUGGAACAGCUGUAGCGGCGGCAUGGAUUCGGUCAAGAGGAUGCUAGCUCAGGAGCAAAUGAGCAGGUCGAGGCCGGAGGAUCUACGAAAUUUGCAGCAGCAGCUUGUUGCAGAUGCCUAAACCCGUCCAACAGGAUAAGAGGCCGGAAGCAUUUUAUUGUUUUGUAUCGUCAUCAUUCAACUGAGCACAACUGAGCUCAAGCGACGGUGAGCUUGAGUAUUGCCGGGAACUUUCGUCGGAGGCAGGAUGAAAAUCUUACAGGGACUUACCGUGUCCCUUGUGCUCAUCAACUUGGCGGCCAUACUGGAGAAGGCAGACGAGUCCUUGCUUCCUGCCGUGUACAAGGAAGUAGGUCAGGCUUUCAAUGCCAGUCCUUCUGAGCUUGGAACUUUGACUUUCAUUCGAGCUCUCGUCCAGGCCAUAUCUUCCCCUCUGGCGGGUAUACUGGCAAUGCGGUAUUAUCGACCAUCUGUCAUAGGCAUUGGGACUUUAUUUUGGGGGUUGUCGACUGCCGCUGUUGCUGCCUCACAAACUUUCGUUCACUGCGCUUUGUCUAGAGCAAUCAAUGGUAUCGGACUGGCUAUUGUAAUCCCUGCACUUCAGUCUUACAUAGCAGACAGCUAUCUGGAGGGCACCAGAGGAGUUGCGUUUGGAUGGUUGAACCUUGUUGGGUCUGUGGGUGGAAUCGGUGGCAAUAUGCUAGCAACAAUUAUGGCUGGCAACACGUAUGGGGGAAUAUCUGGUUGGAGAGUAGCCUUCUUGUUGAUGGCUGUGUGCAGUUCACUCAUAGGCUGGCUUGUGCACACCCUAGUGCUUGACCCGAAGAAACCUCCCUCCAAGGUAUUUAAUUCGGUUCGCUCAAUCAGUGGCAGAGAUCGCCACCAUUAUGGUGAAACCAGUGAAGAUGUGCCGUUGGUGGAAAGCCUUUCACGACCUAGUUCAAGUGACUCCUUAUUUCGGAUGCUGGAAGAAGAAACCAUGGUUAAAAAUCUUCAUGGAGCUUGGAGGGAUGCGUGGGUUGCAGUCAGGUCGGUGUUAAAGGUUCGGAGCUUUCAGAUCAUCGUUCUGCAAGGAAUUGUGGGCUCUUUGCCCUGGACUGCUAUGGUCUUCUUCACCAUGUGGCUGGAGCUUAUUGGUUUUGGACACAAAGGAGCUGCCAGCUUGAUGGGCAUUUUCUCGGGAGGUUGCGCUAUUGGUGCUCUAUUCGGGGGCUGGAUGGGAGACAUAGCGGAGAAGAAAUAUCCAGGAUCAGGCCGCAUUAUGUGUGCUCAAUUCAGUUCUUUCAGUGGAAUCCCUUUCUCAUGCAUCCUCCUCCUCGUUUUACCUCAAGAUCCCCAGUACUAUGUGCUGUUUGCUAUAACCUUUUUGUUGAUGGGUUUAUGUGUGAGUUGGUGUCAAGCUUGCGCAAACAAUCCCAUCUUUGCGGACGUGGUGCCGGAGCAAAAUAGGACAAUGAUCUACGCAUUUGAUCGGGCUUUAGAAGGGUCGUUUGCGGCCAUGGCCGCCCCUAUAGUCGGUCUCCUUGCAGAGAAUGUGUUCGGAUACAGAGCACAUCAUGUCAUUGCAGAUUCCGGGUCACCGAUCGAGGCUCAAGCUCUGUCACGAGGAUUGUGCACAGUUAUGGCAAUACCGUUUGGUUUAUGCUGUUUCUGCUACACCUUUUUGUACGGAACCUACCAGAGAGAUAAAGACGAAGCACGGGGCCACAUCCAGUACCCGAAGUUCGACAGCAGUGUCGAUGACCUCACUUCAAUUAAGUUCGUUAGUGACUGAACUCAGUUGCCUCCUGUCAACUGUGAAGGCAUUCCUCGGUAGGUUCCUGGCUUGCUUCAGCAAUAAUGUUUUACCUCGAGAACAUGAAAGAUAUGAUUACGAGAAGCCAUUGAGAGAAGACUUCAGCACUUAUCCGUAAGGAUGCAGUGCCUCAAAUCACUCGGCCUUAGUAAGAGAUGAGCGUGCCUAUAUACUGACAGUUGGCAGAAAAUAUAGUACGUACUCCAUGUCCACUCUCUUGGAGUCCCUGCUUCUAAUCUGGUCAUCCUCAAAUUUUUUUGUUAUCAGGAUGUACAGAUGCAGAGGAGAAUAUUUAGAUUGUACACAUUGUAAAUUCAGUUCAUGUAGGGCAUGCGAACGGCAGAGUAAAUGUUUUGUACAUGAGUUAGAAAUUUGUUGCUGUAGAGUAUCACUACUUCUGCCUGCAUUGCAGAUGAUCUCGACUGAGAGAGAGAAGCCGGAAAUGUAUUGUACUCAGAGGGCUAAACUUCGUCAAUAACAUAGGAUGACAGAGAACACGGGUAGGCAGAUUCAUUCAGUACUCAGAUCUUGCUUGGUGGACUGGACAUCUGCACUACCAACGUUGAGAUAGCACACUUGAACAAUACGCGCUAGGAGGACUACUUUUUGUGACGGAAAUCAGUUGGAAGUUCUUAUGUUGGUUGGAGAUGGGAUGAUCUGUUUUUAAUUCGUGUGUGCGGAUAGAGGUGAAGAUUUUGAGACAG